This is a messenger RNA of Auanema sp. JU1783, 705 nucleotides long. NCBI's taxonomy places the organism in Eukaryota, Metazoa, Nematoda, Chromadorea, Rhabditida, Rhabditidae. The record is from the annotation of a GenBank genome assembly.
AUGAACCACAUAUUCGAGCAUUAUCUGAGUUUGCCUCCUGUCACAAGGGCAUAUACAACUGCCUGCUUUGUCACCACCUUAGCAGUGCAACUUGAGUUCGUAACCCCAUACCAUCUUUACUUCAAUUGGGGCUUGGUUAUCAAGCAGUACCAAUUCUGGAGGUUGUUCACAUCCUUCUGUUACUUCGGUUCAUUCGGCUUCUCCUUCUUAUUCAAUAUGAUGUUCACCUAUCGGUAUUGUAUGAUGCUGGAAGAAGGUUCCUUCCGUGGAAGAAAAGCUGAUUUAGUGUACAUGUUCAUCAUUGGAAGUGUUCUCAUGAUCGUCAGUAGUAUCUUCGUUCAAAUGAUUUUCCUCGGACAAGCUUUCACUAUGAUGCUCGUUUACGUAUGGAGUCGUAGAAACCCUUCUGUUCAUAUGAACUUCUUCGGUAUUCUCCAAUUCACUGCUCCUUACUUACCUUGGGUACUUUUAUUGUUCUCACUUCUGAUAGGAAACAGUGCCACGGUUGACUUCAUGGGCAUUGCGUGUGGACAUGUUUACUUCUUCUUAGAAGAUGUGUUACCGAACGAGAGGAAUGGACUGAGACUGCUAUCUACUCCUGAUUGGUUAAAAUGGUUGUGUGAAGGAGGAGAGCCUCCUCAAGUUCCUGAAGAAGAUAGAGCCGGCGGAUUUGAAUGGGGUGGCCGUAACCCGGAAGAUCAGUAA